UCUCCAUGCAGGUCCCAGGCUGCACUUGUCCUACAUGUGGAGCACACGCUGGUUAUCUGUAAGCCUGGGAUUGCAAUGUGUUAACAAGUCCCAGCAGCAGCAGCAGCAGCAGCAGGCGUGGCCAGCAGGCUGGAGAGCAGGAGGGGGGGAGGCUGCUAUAUAACUAGUGAUUGGGAUCAGAGUGCACAAUCCCACAAAGUGACUAUGAGAGAGGAUUACUGCAAAGUGAUUCAGGGUUUAUCAUCACCACUGGACAGGGAAAGCCAAUGCACGGAUUAGCACAAAUAUGCUGGGGCUCCACAACAGCUGAACGGAUUUUCUACCAGCUACCUGAACUGGAGAGCCUCAUCCUUUCCUUAUGAAGAAGACAAAAACUUGGAUUAUCACAUGUAUUUAUCUUCAACUGUUUUUUGUAUGCUUUGGAAGUCCCUGCACAAAUCCUCUGACUGAUGCUGUGCAUGAUAUUGAAAAACUGGUUGGAAAUCUACCAAACGAUUACAUUAUGCGCCUGAAACGUGUCCCAGCAAAGGAUCAUCUGGCAAAACACUGCUGGUUAUACGUGAUGGUGCAUGAAUUGUCAAGUCGCCUCGAAGCACUUGUAAACAGAUUCUCUAAUACAUCACAAAAUUAUAAAAUCUUAGGAGACCUGUCCCUAAUUUUCCGAGAGAUCAGGAACUGUGUCAAUCUCAAUGAGCAAAUGGACUUUAUCGAGGAAUAUUUAGAUAAUGUCUCAGAUGGGGAAUUUGUACCCAGAGAUUUUUUUAACUCUGUGACGAGCACAUUUGAUGUUUUCAAGGAUAUAAACAAUACAAAUUAUAAUACUACAUGUGAGCUACCUACAAGUGAUCCCGAGUUAGGGGAUUAUGUCACAAAUAUAAACACGCAAUAUGCAUCAAGCCAUUUACGAAAUGGCACCAGAAUUGGGUACACAGAGCCAAGUGAAAUGAACAGCAGGGUGCCAUUACAAUGGCCAAGCAUAGCAUCAAUAGCAUUGAUGUCUAUAGUCAUUGGAUUUGCCUUUGGGGUUUUAUGUUGGAAGGUAAAGCACAGAAGAGGUCACACAGAAACCGAAGUCCCUGAUACCUCCAAUUAUCAAAGAGAGGCUAAUGAAAAUAUGCUACAGCAAACGGCAAGAGAAAUCUCUGUAAUAUAGACACUUUCAGCAAUAUCUGGUGUCAGCACUCUAUUAGCUUUAUAUCUGGAAAAGUUGAACAUACUCCUUACUCUUGUGAUGGAAAAAACUGUUAUUGGACUCAUUUGAGAUAAAUUCAGUCAUUGCCACCUGUAUCGACACCACUUGCAAGAGUUUGUGCCUCACUGGAUUGUUUACCAUGCACACUUGCCCUGUCUGCUUAAGACAAUAGCUAUGGAGAACCUGUAACAGAAGACAUAUGGAGAACCAGAACUAUGCCAACUAUGAAACUCUUAGGGAUCAGUUCCAUGGUAGAGACAUCAUCCUGUCAAGAUGAAAAACAGAUUUUAGGAUUACUGGAUAAUUUAGUCUGUUUUUCUUUUUUCGUCUGAGUUGUUUUUACUUUUUCCAUCACAUGAUGGAGCAUACAAUGCAGUUGUUUGAUGAAAUAUGUAACACUCCUUAUGAUCCUGACUCCUGGAAUACUGUCACAGCGUGUGGAUAUACCCUUCUGACAGUACUAUAUGCAAAAAUGAAGAAACUUUCACAGUAAGAUAUAUAUAUAUAUAUAUAUAUAUAUAUAUAUAUAUAUUUAUUUUACACACUCAAAGUUCUCCUAGCACAAGAGUCAGGAUAUACGUAUAUACUUUUUAAAUUUCACAUAAUAAAUAUAUUUUUUUAUAUUGGACACACAUUUAUGUACAUAAAGUAUUAUAAAAUAUUCCACUUACAUUGAGUCGGUAACUGUUGGCUGAAUGGGCCUUUUAGAUAUAAAUUAAUACAAAAUAAUUAUAAAUAAUAUAACCAAAUAGGAAUUACAUAAUCUAUUUAAAUCCAUUUCACUGGGAAUUAUGGUGGCAUAGCUCUGAUUGCAGUCAUACAAUGAGUUGAUGACAGUAUUUGUGCCACAAAGAAUGUUUUUCCAGCCAAGUACCAUGGUAAAUUAGGACUGGUGACCGUGUAAAAAAAUGCAUUCAAUUAAUGCGUUGAAUGGCAUAACAAAGGGGUCUGUAUUUAUAUACAAUUUAAAUUAUUUAUUGCAACCAUUUACUAUAGUAAAAAUUGUGAUCUUAAAUACUUUAUUACAAAUCUGACAUCAUAACACGAAUUAUUCAUUUAAAAACAUAUGCCAGUAGUAACAUUUGCUUGCAGUGCUUCAAUGGAAUCGGUUAUAUUUUGCUUAAUUUUCACCUAGACCAAUAGUCUUGACAUGACUAUUCAUGAAUUAUAUAUAUUUUUUUAUCAUGUUCUAUUUAGAGAUGAGCGUAUCGAAUCCCACGAAGUGGAAUUCGAUCUGAAUUUCAGGAUAAAUUUGAUUAGUCUAGAAGCCGAAUUUCCUCGUGCUUCGUGUCAGCGAAUCGAUUUAACCUGAAAUAGUAUGAAAAACACAAAUUCAAACUUGCCACCUCAAUUUGCUCUUGACGGG
Molecule: messenger RNA, 2558 nt
Organism: Bufo bufo (common toad)
Lineage: Eukaryota; Metazoa; Chordata; Amphibia; Anura; Bufonidae
Gene: KITLG
Product: KIT ligand
Exons: 10
Coding region: 359-1153 (264 amino acids)
Biological process (GO): cell adhesion; positive regulation of cell population proliferation
Cellular component (GO): plasma membrane
Molecular function (GO): cytokine activity; stem cell factor receptor binding
Source: RefSeq, a predicted model, not a curated record